Iphiclides podalirius (scarce swallowtail) is the source of this 1197-nucleotide messenger RNA. NCBI's taxonomy places the organism in Eukaryota, Metazoa, Arthropoda, Insecta, Lepidoptera, Papilionidae. The record is from the annotation of a GenBank genome assembly.
AUGACCAAAAAACAUAUACGUUUCCAACGACAGGUGAACGUGCUCGUUUGGAAGUCUUACCUACAGAGGCAACGAAGAUGGCCGAUCCUAUUGUUCGAGACGCUGUUCGCCGGAAUAUUCUUCGUGGCGUCGGUGUUCAUCGCCAAGCCUGUCUUCCUUGCGCCGAUAAUAGCGGAGCCGAGGCCACCUCUCGCGGCGAGCGACAUCUUGGCGUCGCUGCAGCACCGCAGCAUCCUCGGAUUUGCGCCCAACGUGUCACCAUUCGAUGUGAUCAUGAAAAGAACCGCAGACAUGCUUAAUACAGAAAUCAUUGCUGGCGAUUCCGAGGAUGAUCUGAACAAUAUACUGUACAGACGUUCAAGAGGCACGCCACUGAAUAACUCGGUGAUAUGGGUUAUUUGGAAAAAAAACGACAACAAUACAUGGAGAUUCAGCAUAAAGAGUACGGAGCAGGCUAGACUGGCCAUGAGUUCUGGCAACAGUUCCCUACCGAAUCAGCACAUGAGCAGCGGCUUCCUGGGUGUUCAGGUAGCAGUGAGCCAAGCCAUCCUGGAACACGUCUCCACAAAGCCACCCAAGUUUGACUUAAGCCUAAUGUCGAUGCCGAUUUCGCCGCUGAUGCGGCAGACGGCCGUGAAGCAAGCGAUCGCCGAGAUCCUGCUGUGCUUCACAGUGGCCCUUCUGCCGCCCGUGCUGGAAAUACAGGCGCUGGUGGUCACGGAAACAAUGUCACGGUAUAAGAGAGCCCUUCGUAUCCGCAACGUGUCAUUCUCUUCUAUAUACUUUGGCUGGCUGAUGUACGCCUACUUCACGGCGCUGCCGAUCUGCCUACUGGCCGGCAUAACCCUGAUCCUCAUAUUUCGUUGGAUCCACCUCCUGUUCGCCCUCAUCACAGUGCUCGCCUACAAGACCGUUUUGAUAAUGCUCGCUCUCAUAAUGGCUAUGUUCCACAAUAAAGCGUGGAUUGCCUGCACUUGGACCUUCCUUUUCACUUUAAUGCAGACAUUUUUAUCGGAGUUGUUAGUGCAUCAUAGGUUUAACAUUGAGAGCAAAGCUCUGACGUUUGUCCUGCAAGUAAUAUUGCCACCGUUAGGACUGGUCCACGCUUUCAAUGAGUUCGCUCUGCUUCAAACUAGACGUCUGACGUUCGCGGACAAAAGGGCAAAUAAUCAACAUGAAUUUUGGAGAGCGAGGACA